AUGGCAAGUGAGGGAGAGAGUUUUCUAGCCUUAGUGCAUUGCUGUGGCAAAAUUAAAAAAAGUAAAAGCGAUGGUGUGAAGUUCACUGAUAGAGAACCACUGAGUAUUUUCAUCAGUUCGUCAAGCUCCUUAUCAGAUUUGAAGAACAGCAUCUUGCAGAAGCUUGGCGUGUUUGGUAGCAAGUGGGUGAAGAAACUAUACUACAAGAUCCCCAUCGCAGUUGUCUCGACCGGUGUUAAGUAUGAUACCUUUGUGGAGUUUUCGGAGAUCAGAAUCCAUGAGUUGUUCGCGAAGUUGGAGGUCGGUGUUGAAAGUUCUGGGGCAUCCGCUCCAGUUCCUGGCUCGACUGCCGCCGGAGGUGCAUCUAGUUCGAUGCCUACGGUCAGACCGUAUCAUCCACCAGUAGCAUCCCCUUCAUUCGCGGCUGAUUUAGACCGAACAGAGGUUGUUGGUUCUGUAACUUUGGAGAAUGCAGCAGUCGUUGAGCCUCCUCACGAUGUCGGCACUGGAGGUGGCCUGUUAACUUAUAUGGAAGGCUUUGGUGGACCCGAUCGAGUAGAGAAUGCAAUGUGUGACGAUGACUCUGACCAGGAGCCUCUUGAUAUCGUAGGGGACAGCGACGAUGACACAGGUGCAAAUCCACAUACGCAGCAUAUGCCUUCAAGUUCUGCCUCUCAGCAGUACCCUCCACACUUCUCCACACUAAACUUGGAUGCUCUGGCUCAACAGGAGGACGGCGGUAACACAGUCGGGGGCUCUUCUACAAAAUUUCAGAUCGGGCAAUCAUUCCAGAACAAAGAUGAAGCUGUGCUGAGUGUGAAGGACUAUAGCAUCCGGCGAGGUGUUGAGUACAGAGUCAUCGAAUCAGAUCAUCUGAAGUAUCAUGGAAAAUGCAAGGAAUUCGGAAAGGGUUGUAGUUGGUUGAUUCGAGUAGCCCUGCGUGCACGCAAGGGCACUUGGGAGGUUAGGAGGGCAGACGCUGCGGUUACGGUAAAGGUAUUGCAACAAGUUACAGAAGCUGAUUACGGGUUCCGGCCUAGCUACAGGAAGGUUUGGAUGGCCAAGCAGAAGGCAGUGGCACAAAUAUAUGGCGAUUGGGAAGAGUCGUACGCGGACCUGCCACGUUGGAUGUUAGGGGUCCAGUCAACAAUGCCCGGAACAAUCACGGUGUUGAAGACCUCUCCCGUUCGGCUUCGUGGUGAGGUUGACGAGUCGACGGUGUACUUUCACCAACUUUUCUGGACAUUUUCACCGUGCAUUGAGGCAUUCCGGCAUUGCAAGCCCCUUGUCAGUAUUGAUGGUACCCACCUGUAUGGCAAGUAUGGAGGGAUGCUGCUGUUGGCGAUAGCGCAGGAUGGAAACUCGAACAUCCUACCGAUAGCAUUUGCCCUUGUGGAGGGAGAGAAUGCAGAGUCGUGGUCAUUCUUCUUGUCCAACCUACGAGAGCAUGUAACUCCUCAGGAGGGUAUCCUUGUUAUCUCCGACAGGCAUAAUGGGAUCAAGGCAGCGCUUGAGGCACCGGAGAAUGGGUGGCUCCCUCCCCGUGCUUUCCGAGCGUACUGUAUUCGGCAUGUGGCGGCCAAUUUUGCCCUUACGUUCAAAGGUAAGGACUUAAGGAAGAUGCUGGUGAAUGCUGCCUACGAAAGACUGAAGCAGAGUUAUACUGGUUUGACAUCAUGCGGACUGAGAAAUCCAGCAAUGUGUGACUGGGCCAACGGAUGGAGUACGACAAAUGGACCCAACAUGAGGAUAGUGGUCGACGGUGGACCCAACAUGAGGAUAGUGGUCGACGGUUCGGGCACAUGA
This is a messenger RNA of Arachis stenosperma, 1806 nucleotides long. RefSeq lists its product as uncharacterized. The coding region runs from base 1 to 1806 and encodes 601 amino acids. The record is from RefSeq and is a predicted model, not a curated record. NCBI's taxonomy places the organism in Eukaryota, Viridiplantae, Streptophyta, Magnoliopsida, Fabales, Fabaceae. The transcript is spliced from 3 exons.